Molecule: messenger RNA, 10344 nt
Organism: Cladocopium goreaui
Lineage: Eukaryota; Dinophyceae; Suessiales; Symbiodiniaceae
Source: the annotation of a GenBank genome assembly
AUGAACCCCCUUUCAGGUGCCCGUUCGAGUUUCUCUGACAACAGUGAGCACUCGCAGCGCCUGUCCAUCUUUGCGCAGCGUUUGCAUGAUGAGACGGAAAUGCAAUACAACAAAGUCUUGAUCAAGGCCUUUGAUCAACUGGUUUGUCGCAAGGUUGAUCUGUGGGAACCUGUGUCGCGUGAUGAGUUCGUGCAUCUCCUGAGAGAUUUCAAGCUGGGGGAGGAAGGUGCCAAAGCCAUCUUCAAACUGAGCGCAAGGGCCGAUGGGCGCACAGCACCAGGUGAGGUGCUGCUCCGCUCGCUGGGUGGCUUCGGGCGCAAGUACCGCAAGCUGCGGCAACUGCUGGGCUUGAAAGUCGAGUUCAGCAGCCGGGCGUCUUCGAAGCGAUCCUCCGUUGAAGUGGAAGUGGAGAAAUUAGAGACGCUUCCGAAGGCGCAAGAAAUCGAGAUUAGUAACUUGUCCAUCGGCCUGUCAAGGGACUACGAAAAGGCUGAAGAAGAUGCGAGACUGAAAGCGCGCGCACGACUGAACAAAGCGGUUCGGAAGAUUGGGCUGACCUUCAACUUGUCCAAGAGUGACAAGAAAGCUGCCGACACGCCCUCGGACACGUCGGUGCCAAGGGAUCCCAUGGUCGAGCUGGACUUGGCACUGCCCCGUCGGAGCAUCAGCGAUACAGACACUCAACUGGCAAGCGCGGCCCAUGUGUCCAUGCAGGUGGCGGUGGACCUCUCAGUCCUGGGCUCCAAAUCCACCCCGCGUCGCAGCAGCUUCAGCGGCUCCGCCGUGCGGCGCGCCUCCACGGUGGGCGGCUUCGGCUUCGACCGGCGGAAGAGCGAUGCGGAGUGGAUCUUUGGGUCCACAGAUGAGGAACAGCCAAAGGAGGACUGGGAGUUCCAAAACCAUGUUUGGCAAAGCCGUGUUUCCAAAGACGAUGCCAUGGCACCAGCCGCUCCACUGCUGGAGGCAUCGGCCGAGGAACUGGCAGAGUUUGCGCUAAUGGCCCAAGCAGAAGCGAGGCACAACUCCGGUGAGGGGCCGAGCAGUUUGCACGUCGCAGCACGAAGAAAGCUCGAAUCUGGAGAGUUUGUCAACCGGACCGCCGAAGCUCGUGGAGAACUCUUCGCGUCCGAGGCGCUGCAAUGGUCCAUGGCCCUGGAAGCGCUGCAACGGAGCUGCUGGACGCUGCGGAAGGCCUUCAAGGGCCCCGGAAAGGCCUUCGAGUAUCUGGCCUCUCACGUGCCCUCCGCGACCGCAGAGCUUGGGGAGGCUGAGCUGCGGGAGGCGCUAAGCGCGGCGCUGCAAGAGACGCCGUCGCUGACGAUCCCGCUGUGGCAGGUGGAGGGCAUGGUGAAGGUCCUCCUGCACAUCGAUGGAGAGGAGACACUGCGGAAGAGCAGCUUCCACCGUGCCAUGCACUUCCUCCAGCCCUGCCUGAGCUUGUCGCAGCUGCGCGCGCGGCUGGUAGGGCGCUACGGCACCUUAGAGGCCGGGCUCAGGGAGCUCCAGCGUGACAUCGACGAGUCCAAGGCGCUCUCCGUGGAUCAAUUUGAACCUCUGUUCUUGCGAAAGGCAGGGGUUCUGCACCACGACUUCAGUGGCAUAUUUCAAGAAGCCUGCUUGCUGGGAGGACGGAAUUGUGACUUAGCGGCAGUUGGAGAUCUUUCAACGGAAAGGAAACUCAUGGGAUUGCGAUUGCGAGGUGACGGUGGAAUCCUUUCACAAGGUCUCUUGGCUUCGAACGUGCCGUGGGCUUUGGACCAUUGCCACAUUUUGCAGAGCCUUCAACUCUGGCAGCAGAAGAUGGGAGGCGCCAGCUUCGCUGCAUGGCUCAACGAGGAGGCGCACAACGUGCCGCUGGAAGAGCUCUUGAAGCCUUUGCCCAGCGAAGUGAUCCAACAGGUCUCAGCACUCCUCCUCCACCGCGGUGCCACCAGCUCCACGUGGUUGCAGCAGCUCCCUGCGCUGCGCGGCUUGGGCGCGCCGCUGGAGGCGCCUUGCGUAGAGGAGGCAGCUCUAGAAGCUGCGCGGGAACUGCACAGGCUGAUGAAGGCGAAGUAUGACAACUUCAAAGAGGCCUACGCGGCUCUGGAUCCCAGGGAAGAUGGACUCACUUUGGAAGACUGGGAGGAGAAGUGUCAGGUCAUGUGGCCCUUUGGAGAAGACACCUGGGUUCUGAUCCACAACCGCAUGGUGGGCGAAGGAAAAAAUGCCAAGGUGUUUCUCAAAGACUUUGCCAGCAGUUUGUCCUUGGCCGUGCCCGUCGAAAGCUUGUACACCUUGCGUUUGCGGUGUCAGAAGCUGCACGGCUCCGUGGCCAAAGCCUGGACCUUCCAUCUGGGCGAGGCGGACGAGGGCCGCCCGCCUGUCGUUCCUGCUGUGCUGUGCCGACGCUGCGACAAGGUGAGUCUGCAGAAGUGGCAGCAGUCGAUGCUGAAGAUGAGCGUCAGUCACUUUGACGCGCUUCAGCUCUUCAGACUGAUCAUCACCAGCCCCUUCCAUGCUGCGAUGCCUCCGCACCUGGGCGAGCGUGAUGGCCUGCGCAUUUCUCGUGCGGCCUUUCUGGCGGCCAUGAGAUCUUCGGCGAUCGAUGCCAGCAACACCAUAUUGGAGCUCCUGCAACGGACGCGGAGUCUCUUCCCGGUGUCGGCAGCUUUUGAGAGCCAUCCCUUUCCCAGGCAUCCUUUGGACCAGAAUGCCUUUGCAGAAGCGGUCGCGCCCAUCCUGCAGCGCUGCCGCGCCGCGUCGCAGAUCUUCGCAUCCUCCGAGGCACUUCGAGAGGAGGCCAUUCUCCUCUUCAACUACUUGGACGUCUAUUCGGAGGGCCUUGUCAUGGUUGAGAGCCUCUUGGAAGUCAUGACAGCUGUGCAGGCAGCCUAUCUCUUCACCGAGGAUCCCGGCGAGAGCCUGGCAACUCAGGGACACGAAGUGCGGGGAAGUCAGGGCUCGGUCCAGUAUUUUGACCCGGGCCACGCCCAGGUCUUAGCAAUGGACCAACAACAAGCGGCACAGGUCCUCCAGUCGCUCCAGGAACUACAGACCGAGGUCAAUCGACUAAGAGGCCGAGAAGCUGAACUGACAGCACAGGUCGCUUCUUUUGGUGCCGGUUCGGCUGCUUCAGCUGGACCUGGCAGUGCACUGGCACAGUUGGUGCAGUCACAAAAGGAGCUUGUGGACGCCCUUAGAUCGAAAGAACAAGUCCGGUUGGUCGACAACAAGGGCCUUGGCAAGCCCGACAAGUUUGAUGGGACAGCCGAAAGAUUCUUGUCAUGGAAAAUCAAGACGUCCUCCUAUCUUGCAAGUGUUCGCAAAGACCUUCGUGAGAUUCUGGUUUGGGCCGAAGAUUGCGAUCAUGCAAUCACUGCAGAUGACAUCGACAAGGCUUUUGGGAGUCAAGCAGAUGCCAUUGACCAGGUGUCGAACAUCAGUGAAUUGAGACGCGAGCUUUGGGACGCGCUGCUAAUGCUGACAGAGCGUGAGCCCUUUGACAUCGUGCUGAACACCGGGGAAUGCGGCAUCGAAAGCUGGAGAAAGCUCACGCGGAGGUACGACCCAUCCACUGGUGGUCGCAAACGCGCUCUCCUCAAUGCAAUCUUGUCACCGGCUCGAUCCAAGAUGGAAGAUUUGCCGUCCAACCUGGAGAAGCUUCUUGACAGCAUCAGACUUUAUGAACGUCGCAAAGACGCAUCUGGCAACCGAACGAUGUUGGCAGAAGACAUCAAGAUCAACGUGAUUGAACGAUUGGUGCCGGCAGAGCUCGAGCGUCAUCUCGUUCUCAAUCGAGAUCGCUUCAAGACGUUCGAGUCCAUGCUGUCCGAGAUCCAGUCCUAUGUGGAACAUGCCACCGGCAACAAGAUCAAGGUGGUGAAUAGCCAGCCCUACGACGCACAUGGCCGUGGGGACGAUCCUAUGGAUGUCGGAAGCUUUGGAAAAGAUGCGAAGGGAAAAGGUAAGGGCAAGAAGGGAGCUGGAGGAAAACCUGGAAAGGGAAAUGCAACAGCUGAGAAGAGAACAUGUCACAACUGCGGACGCCCAGGACAUCUGCGGGCAGAUUGCUGGGCACCUGGAGGCCCCAAACAUAAGGGGACGGGUGGCAAAGGCAACAGCAAUCAGAAUAAGGACAAGGGCAAGGGCAAAGGCAGCCCCGGAAAGCACAAGCAGAAGCCCAAAGGAGGCAAAUCUGUGAACAAUGUCGAACAAGGUGAACCAGAAGCAGAAGACUGGGACGCAGCUGAUGGCGACGAUGGUCAACAAGCAGCAAAUGGUUUAACGCUCUAUGGCGUUGAUGGGCCACCACAUGACGAGGAUGACGACGAAAGUUUCCAGGUCGAUCCCGAGUCCGAGGAGUCGGAAGCCUCGACAAGUCGCAGAAGGUGGUUUUCUUUGCCUCACCCACGUGCGUCAUGGCCUGAAGAGUGGGACGACCCCGACUAUGAUGGACCGAGUGGAUCGAGUGGCUCAAGACCCCUUCGGUCGCUUCGACUGGAGGAGGUCACCGAGCACGAGACCACUACAUCCAAGUCCGCGUCUUCCAAGGCACCUCGAACGCCACAGGGAAGACCCAAGAGGGGCAGAAGUCCAAAGAGCUCAACACCAAAGAGAGGCAAAGCAAGCAGAUCAGGGCCAGUCACUCCGGAGUCAGCACUCCGACGCUUUCGAAUGACUUCGAUGACACCACCACCAAGGAGAAGGUUGAGGCAUGGGCCACAGACUCCAGAAGAACUUCUUCGUAGCUCUACACCUUUGCCAAAGACACCACCGACACCUAUAGCAUGGCCUGCAUCACCUCCACAACAGCCGAUAGCCUCGCCCAAGACUCCACCAGGACCACCACCAGGAUGGCAAAGCCAAGUAGCUUCACCCAAGACUCCGCCAUGUCCACCACCGGGAUGGCAAAGCUCUCAGGUGAAGCCACCACCACCUGUCAAGGCAUCAUCGGCAGCCUCGACUUCAGGUUCUCGACUUGUCCAGAUGCUGAAGGCUGCGCUGAGUUCGCAAAUCCGCAAAGCCCAAGAGGAAGAUCCUGGCUCAGGAGAUGGCCAGUCAGAUGCGAUGUUAGCGGCUUUGAGGAACAGAUCUGUCAAGGCACCGCACAUCACAAAGCAGAACAUCAGCGAUCCUUCUUUCCACGACUCGAGAUACCAUGCCGAGAUUGCCAAAGGUGUUGCACACAAUGUGGCCUGGAGAAAUGAACGUUUGAGAAGACGUGCAAUCGUCCACCGACGAGGAGGAGUCAAGGCACGUGCGGCUGAAAGGAUUCGACUUGACAAAGAAUGGCAUGAACGCUUUGACAACCCAGAAAAUCCAGAAGGCAUAGUGAGAAUCGAGGAUGAAGACAACUUGGAUGCGGGCAUCGAGACGGUGGUUGUGGGCAAAGCUGGUCAGAGCACAGUGAUAGAGUUUUCAAUGGAAGAGCGGAAAACUUUGAGGCAGUUCCCGGACGACGAGGCCAAGUUGCUGCGGAAGGAUCCCAAGAAGAAACCCAUGACCAAGCGUGUUCGAAGCGUUGGGUACAGGGUGAAGAAGAAUCGCAACCGCAAUGUGGCGCGCAAGAUGGCGAGGAAGAACCGACCAGCCUUGGUUCUGAAGGAAAACACUGAAGUGGAUGCAGAUGAAGAUGAUGAUGAAAUGGAAGAAGUCUACAUCGAAGAGCCCGAUGAGCCUCGAGACCGACUAGGCAGAGGAGACCCCGAUGGUGGAGCUGGAUCGGCUCCUGCUGCAGUCUACAGCUUGGGGGCCUCUGACGACUGGCGAAAAUGGGAACGAGCAGAGUUGAACAUCGACACCGGUGCUGCCAUCACUGCAGUACCACUUGACUUCGCCAAGGACUACCCGAGGAGCGAGUCCAAUGGAGCAAGCUACAAGGCAGCCAAUGCGGAACCCAUCGAAGAUCAGGGAAGUGUGAAGCUGGUGGGAUACGACGAAUCUGGCAACAAGAUCCCAAUCGAUUGCCGAGUUGCAGAUGUGCAUCGGCCACUUCUUUCAGGUUCCGAGAUCGCCAAGAACUACCACAUCGCCCUUGGACCAUCUUCGGGGAGAUUGAUCCCAAGAAACACUCCUGCGGGACGGGCCUAUUCGAAGGCCAUGAAAGAUCUGAUCCGAGAUUAUGGCGAUUCAAUGCCCAUUGUGCACAAUCGCCGAGGAGUAAGACCACAAAUCAACGCUGUUGGCGAGGAUCCAGCUGUUUCAGCCGGAGCCGAUGCCAUGGAAGAUGGAGGCGAUGUUUCAGCCGCUUCGGCCGGAGCAGGGUCCUCAGGCGAUGUUCCAGCUGCUUCAGCCGGAGCAGAUGCCUUUGAAGAUGAAGUUGAUUUGGAAAUCGGUGAAGAACAGAGGAAAGCCAUUGUGAAGAAAGAACCACAUCAACCAUCCCAAGCUGAAGUUGACGAACAUGAAAGCACUGGACAUGUUGUCCAUCGGAGCUGGUGCUUGCACUGCAAAAGGGCACGUGUGACUGCUGAUCGCCAUGUGCCUAAGGAACUUGAUGAGCCAGAAACGCAGUUGCCCACGCUGAGCCUGGACUACUUCUAUAUGAACCAGGACCAGGUUGCGGAUGAGGCGACCCUUCCGAGCAUUGUGGCGAAGUGCCACAAGACCAAGAGAUUUUGGGCGAGCGUUCUCCCGGGAAAAGGGGCGGAUGCGUUCGCAAUCGCGUGGCUUGGGGGAGUUUUGGAUGAUGCUGGUUUUAAUAAGGUAAUCCUUAAGUCUGACGGUGAACCCUCCUUGGUAUCCCUUAAACAGAAGGUUAAGGAGAUAAAGACCCACAUCGAAGUGCACUUGGUGGAAACCCCAGUAGAAGACCAUCAAGCCAAUGGGUUUAUCGAAGUGGGAGUGCGAGAGAUAAAACGACAAUGUCGUGCUCUCCUCAGCGACCUGGAGUUCAAGCUGGAAAGGAAGGUAGAUCCGGGCCAUCCACUUUUGGUUUGGCUCCCGCGGCAUGCUGCCUUUCUCUUGACGAGAUACCGAGUAGGUACUGAUGGAAAGACCGCUUUUGAGCGGACCUAUGGACGAAAAUGGCGGAUUCCGCUUGUGAGGUUCGGUGAAAGCAUCCUGUAUAGGCCGAGGGCCAAUCGUGGGGGCAAGAGAAAUGACCUUGCUCCAAGGGUAUCCAUUGGGAUGUACGUUGGAACUGGAAACAGAAAUUCAGACGUCUUUGUCAUGACGGAACGUGGAAUCAUGAAGGGGAACUCGAUCCAUCGACGCCCACCUGACGAUCAGUUCAAACAUGAUCAGUUUGACUCGCUACGUGGCCUUCCUUGGAGGUUGCAAGAACGAGAACAUGGUGGACUGAGGAUCGCCCUUCCCGAUGUUGCAGCGCCUCGUGAAAGGCCUGCAGUGCAAGAAGUGAUCCCAAGGAACCUCUAUGUCACCAAGAAUGACUUGGAAAAGCAUGGGCACACACCUUUGUGUCCUGGAUGUGAAGCAGCAAUACUUGAGAUGCCAAGCCGAGCUCACAAUGCUGAGUGCAGACAAAGAAUCCAGAUCGAACUUGACAAGACUCCAGAAGGUCAAGAAAGGAUCAAAAGAGCGAGAGAGAGAGUUGCACAAGGCAGGCGCCCAAGAGGCGCGGCUGCACCGCCUGAGGGUGGUGGGGCAGAAGGUGGUGAAGCUACACCACCAGUUGUCCCAGGAGGGGAAGUUGAACAACCAGUCUUGCAAGACCGUGUUCCUUUGGAUGCGGAAAUGGAUGCAAGUGAGGCUGUUGGUGAACCACUGGUCGACACCGAUUUUCGUGGAGAACUCAGACAGAGAGAACAAGAAAGAGAAGGAAGCCCAAAGAGGCAGAAACAAGAACAAUCCCGAGGAGAGAAAAGGAGUUCACAAGUCGACGUUGAAGAUCUUUACAAUGAAUCUUCAGCUCAGGCUUCAGGGUCAGCCGGACCACCGGCACCGGAUGCUUCAUCUGGUGUUCCGGAAGGUGCUGCCGCUGCACCAACAAGUCCUGAGACAAACCAGGAGAUGCUACAUCUGUGUUCCUUGCUCAAAGAUGUGAUCGCAAAAGGGAAGGUUGCUGAGAUCUUCUCUCCACCGCGUGUGGCUGCACAAGCCCAAGUGGUCGGGCUAGCACCUGGCUUCUCGAUUGACUUGGAGACAAAGCGUGGUGAUGGAACUCACUGGGACUUGAGUAAAGAUGAACACAUUCGUGAUCUGUUUCAACUGCUUGACUAUGAGAAACCAGAGUUCCUCGGCGGCUCACCUCCCUGUGGGCCAUUCUCGAAGCUGCAAAACAUUGUGGAUGCGAAGGGCAAUGUUUCACCUGAAGUUCGAGCGCAGAGACUAAAAGAUGGUCGCAAACAUCUGCGCACGGCAGUUUCAGCGUAUGAGCAUCAAAUGAAUGCUGGAAGGUACUUCUACCAUGAGCACCCUAAAGGGGCCGCUUCGUGGGAAGAGAGAGCUGUGAAGAGACUGAGGGCAGAUGAACGGGUGUAUGAGGUCACUGGACCAAUGUGCCGUUGGGGAAUGAAGGCCGCCGAUGGCCAAGGUGAAGGGUUAGUGAAGAAAGAAACUACCUGGCUCACGAACUCUCCAAUCCUGGCACAGACCCUACAAGGGUGCUGUUCAAACAAAGAAGGCAAAGUUUGGCACCGCCAUGUACAUCUUGUUGAUGGACGAGCCCGAGCUGCCCAGAAAUACCCACCAAAGCUUGUCCACGCAAUUCUCAAGGCCAUUAGGCGCCAACUGGAAUGUGAUGGAGAACUACACUCACUUUCACAUGGCCCAGUACCCGAUGCUGGACCUGUGAUCAAUGAAGAGGAGGAGUUUUGGAAGCAGCUGCCCGACAGCGAUGACACCAUCGUGGAGCCAGUGCUUGACGCACACUCCGGUGCUGUCUUGGAUGUUGACAAGGUCAGAGCUGCUCGACAAGAAGAACUAGCAUGGGUACACAAACAGGGUAUCUAUAUCAAAGUUCCACUCACAGAAGCCCAACAGUCUGGAAAACCGGUCAUCACCAUGAAAUGGAUUGACAGAAACAAAGGGGAUGCAACACACCCCAACUACAGGUCACGUCUGGUCUGUAGAGAGAUCAAACGGGCCAGCAAUGCUGACUUCAUUCCGGACUAUGCGUCCUUCAGUUCGAUGCCGCCUUUGGAAUCGCUGAAAUUGCUUCUAUCGCUUAUGGUGACUUUGAGACGAUCCAAGUCUGGCAAUGCACUGAAAGUUCGUCUUCUUGACAUAUCACGCGCUCACUUCUAUGGAGAGGCAGAGCGUGAUAUCUUCGUGCAGUUACCUGAAGGAGAUCGACAAGAAGGGUUUUGUGGCAAGCUCGUUAAGAGCAUGUAUGGAACACGCGAUGCAUCAGCGAUCUGGCAAAGAUCAUAUACAGAACUUCUCAUCCGAGCUGGUUUUGCCAAGAAUCAAGCUUGGCCAUCCUGCUUUUACCAUGAAGGUUACGGUGGUAUUCGAGUUCUUGUACACGGAGAUGACUUCGUGGUGCUUGCUGAUGAUGCUGGACAGAAAUACCUUGAGGACACCUUGAGGUCCAAAUAUGAUCUGCGGGUCGAUGGAUCGAUCGGUCCUGGAGAACGGCAUCAGCAGUUCGCAGUGCUCAAUCGAAUCGUGACCUACAACGAGCAGGAAGGCUCUGUAUCCUAUGAGGCGGAUCCCCGCCACGUUGACCAGAUGGUACGAGAUCUAGAAAUGGAAAAGUGUAAGCCAGUCAAGACACCAUCUGAGAAAAUGUCAGCCACGGAGGCCAACUUGAAGUUGACCACCCCGACCAUCACACCGGACCGUGUAAGUUUCUUCCGGUCUCUGGUGAUGAGAGCGUCGUAUGUGGCACAGGACAGACCUGACAUCGCGGAGGCAGUGAAAUGCCUAUCAAGAAGAAUGCAUGAGCCCAAAGAAUCUGACUUUCAGGAUCUGAAACGCUUGGUGAGAUUUCUGAAAGGGAAACCACGUGUACUUUUGAAGUUUGGUCGCCAGAAGUUUGCUGACACGAUCCACAUGUACGUGGACUCCGACUUCGCUGGGUGUUUUCUUACAAGGCACUCAACAAGUGGACUUGUGGCAACCUUUGGCCGCCACACGGUGAAGGCCUCGAGCACUCUUCAGAGCACGAUCAGCUUGAGUUCCGGUGAAGCGGAAUACUACUCGAUCGUUCGAGGAGUUUCCAUCGGAAUGUCGCUACAGGAGAUCUUGCGAGGAGGGGUGACGGGAUAUAGGGUUCUCACUAGUUGCUACGCCAACCUUUGGCUCAAGAACACCGUCAAGCCAGGCAUCGACCGUCUCGAGGUGAAGGCGAUUUCAGAGAGACGGUCUCCACGUGUGACGACUCAGCUGGAAAUCAGGGCUGCAGCUGGAUUUGCUGACGCUAUUUUUGGGUUUCAACAUGUGACAUCCACCAUCUGA